GGUACACCCUACUCUCGGCGAAGUGUUCGACACAGAUUGAUGCAGCACGAGCUUGCUUCCUCAACCAAUGGCGACUGUCUCGGCUCUUCAAGCGCAUCUGCGCCAUUCUCUUUUUCAGAUCGUCAAUCCCUUCCACCUUCAUACCUCAAGGGUGAUGGAAAUCUCUCUUGCCCGUAUUCUAUGCUCUCAAGCCUUGAGGAUACCAAUUCCCAUUUGGACCCUCUGCUCCCUGCCUCUGGCUCCGUGUCCAUCUUCCCUUCCCAGAUCUCUUUUGACAAUCCAGAGGAAUCCGCUUCUGGAAACGAGGACCGCUUCUACCUCUCCCGCCUCGCUCUCCAGUACCAGCAGAUGAUCGAGCGCUAUGACAUCUGUUUUUCCCACCUCCGCGACGCCACCAAUGAGGUGAAAUCUCUUCUACAAGAGAACGCCUCCCUCCGGGCUGCUAACGAAGAGCUCGCCAGGCGGCUUGGCCUCUUCGUAGGAAAGCACUCUGGCGGUCGCGCUUCAGCGUCUGCCGAUGCAGCACUCGCUGAAGAGUUUCGUCGCUUCGGAUUGGCCGAACAGCCAAUCCCCGGAGAGAGCCCCACGAGUGUGCUCGCCUUCCAAGCUAGCGUAGGGGGCGGCGGCCAAAACUGGUUUGCGCGGCCACCGGUGGCGGAGAAGCAGGUCUCGCUGCCCAAAAGCAUCUCGAUCCGGUCGAGCGGUUACCUGAGGCUGAAUCAGGCCGGAGGUUCUAGUUCGUCUUCGAACCGCAACUGCCGGUUUAGAACCUCUAAUACCUCGAUGGUUCCUUCGCAGCAGAGCAUGUACGUCGAUGAAGGGAACAACAAGAAGAAAGCUGAGAAGGGAGGAGAGAACCAAGAAGGUGGAGAGGGAAGCGGUAGCAGUGGAUCACUGGAGUUAGAGGUCUACCACCAGGGUAUGUUCAAGACCGAGCUCUGCAACAAGUGGGAGGAGAGUGGGUUGUGCCCAUAUGGCGGACACUGCCAGUUCGCCCAUGGCAUCGCCGAGCUCCGCCCCGUCCUCCGCCACCCCCGAUACAAAACGGAACUCUGCCGCAUGGUCCUCUUCGGCGAUGCCUGCCCCUAUGGCCAUCGCUGCCAUUUCCGCCAUUCCCUCUCGCCUGCUGAUCACCACCGCGUCCUCCGCCGCCCGAAUUAGAACAAGAUCUAUUCAGCAUUAUAUCUUCCUCAAAUUUCCCUUUCUACGUGCAUAGUAGCAUAAAUCCGAACCUAAUUAAUGGCAAUAAAUAAAAAAACGAACACAAACUGGAACUCGUAGCUUCUUUUCCUAGAAAAAGUUAUAGCAAUACAGAGUAAUAGUACAAUGAUUUGAACAAAAUUAAUUGGUCAGGUGACCGGCCAUGGGAGUAUAAUCAGAGAACAAAAUUAAUUGUUUGUAUAUAGGAUUUGUUCAGUACAUGUUCUUGAUCAGGUAAACAUAUGUAGUUAUAAUCAUGAGAUAUACAUUCUUCCUCGUAAAGCAAUGGUCGAUGAGAUUUGAUGGUGCUUAUGUUCAUUCUGGAAGAGACGUAGAGACAUCACAUCAUUGCAACAUUAGCUGCUAUUUUUCUUGUUGUUUUCUUUCAAUAAUUCCCUUUUUUGCAACUACUCAAAC
Messenger RNA from Zingiber officinale, 1617 nucleotides. Its product is annotated as zinc finger CCCH domain-containing protein 9-like. Gene Ontology annotation, molecular function: mRNA binding; metal ion binding. The record is from RefSeq and is a predicted model, not a curated record. NCBI's taxonomy places the organism in Eukaryota, Viridiplantae, Streptophyta, Magnoliopsida, Zingiberales, Zingiberaceae. Bases 40 to 1161 code for a protein of 373 amino acids. The transcript is spliced from 3 exons.